Molecule: messenger RNA, 315 nt
Organism: Monoraphidium neglectum
Lineage: Eukaryota; Viridiplantae; Chlorophyta; Chlorophyceae; Sphaeropleales; Selenastraceae
Exons: 1
Coding region: 1-315 (104 amino acids)
Source: RefSeq, a predicted model, not a curated record
AUGGAGUUCAAAUUCGUCCCGGAGCCCUACGCCAGCGAAAUCCAAAUGUACGUCAGGCAGCGGCGCGAACACAUAGCCCUCUACUCCACACUAGCCGACGUCCGCGCCGAGCUGCUGCGCCGCGUGCCCGUCACGCCCAACGAGCUGCAGCCCGUCGACUUGUACCCGCGGGGGCGGGCCAUGCUCAACGAUGAUGAUUACCUCUCGGUGCUGCGGGACAUGUUCAACCUGAGCGCGGUUCUGGAUGAUAUGGAGCUCACGGGGGCGCCCCCAUACCACAAUAAGGGCCACUACGUGAGCAGAGGGGGACAUUGA